This is a messenger RNA of Galendromus occidentalis (western predatory mite), 1094 nucleotides long. RefSeq lists its product as uncharacterized. The transcript has a single exon. Lineage: Eukaryota; Metazoa; Arthropoda; Arachnida; Mesostigmata; Phytoseiidae. The record is from RefSeq and is a predicted model, not a curated record. The coding region runs from base 19 to 708 and encodes 229 amino acids.
UUGAACCCGUCGCUAAACAUGCAAUACUCGUCGCCGUCGUUGUUGCGUUUUUUCAUCGUCUUGUCAUCGAGUCUCGUUGUGGCUGUAAAUUCUCAAACGUGCCAUCUGAGGGAGCUCGACAUCUGCGCCGUGUCAUCGGUGGCUUUCAACAAAGUAGCUACAACCGAGAAUGAGAUCGACCGCUACUGUAAUCUCUUCGAUGACGCCAAGGAGUGCUUCUUCAACUACACCAGGAAGUGCAUGACUCCGCUGCAUCGGGAACUUCUCAACUUCGGUAUCGAGGGAGCGAAGGAACUCAGCGCCAAGUUCUGUAAGCGAGGCGAUAGGCUCCGAAGCGACUACCUCAAGCACGCGCCCUGUAUCGCUCGCGCUAUGCCCGAAGGUAAGAAAUGCCUCCAGGACGCUCGGACCGGCUUCGAGAGAAUCGAGGAGGCCAAGUUCCAGGAUAGGAUCUCCACGGCUUGCUGCACAUACAUGAGAUAUCAGAACUGUCUCACGGACGCCGUCGAGAAACGCUGCGGAGAGAGAGCCGUCCAAUAUGGUCAUAUUCUGCUGCGAAUGGCGUCAUCGAACCUCAUCGACAUCAUGUGUCAAGGAUACGACACAAAUCCUGUCUGUAAGAGGCUUCUGCCACCAUCCGGGACCAGGCCAAGAGGAAAUUCGAAAUCCGUUGUGAGCAAGCUCUUCGCCGCCUACGUAGGCCUCUAAACAAUGUGAUCUCUGACAAGCGAGCGGAGGCGGCUUACGGAGGGUUCAAAUCCCAAACAUCUGACUUUCUCUCGUGGAGCUCACGCGGAUCGAAGCAAGGGUAUUACAUGGCGUAUGCGUUCUUCACUCGGCGGAACUCCGAUGGACAGACUUUUCCGUCGGUGCCUUCUCCCUGAAUCGAGAAAUGAUUGAGCCGCUUACCGAUAUUCGGGAGGUCAGAAAGAGCUGUCUGAUUCGGCCACCGGCGCCUGUGACUGCUCCAAAUGCUCCGCAGAGAGCCCACGCAAUGGAAAUUUCAGGUACCGCACGUGUUGUCGUUUUUUGGAGCUUCCACCGUACGUAAAGUGUUUCUUCCCUCUUUAUCGUUGUCGAUGUUGAACGUCGUU